This is a messenger RNA of Mercurialis annua (annual mercury), 1733 nucleotides long. RefSeq lists its product as uncharacterized. The transcript is spliced from 2 exons. The record is from RefSeq and is a predicted model, not a curated record. Lineage: Eukaryota; Viridiplantae; Streptophyta; Magnoliopsida; Malpighiales; Euphorbiaceae. The coding region runs from base 4 to 1572 and encodes 522 amino acids.
GUCAUGGAGGACAGGAAGGCUCGCCGGGAAGCUCGAGAUAGGGAGGCCCUUCCCCAAGCUAUCCCCAAGCCGACUUCUGAGGCUAAGAAGGCGCCUGCCAAGAAAGGAGGCGAUGUUCCUUCUUCGACUGGAAGCAAACCUCCUUCUUCUCAGAAGGGUGAUGAAUCUGCCCCUACUCCUAGGGUGGUGCUGCCAGGCUUCCAGAUAAAAGAACCUGUCACCAGCCCUCCUCCUCCUGCUGUUCCCUCUUACACCGGUAAGGGGAAGGAUAAGAUGGAGGUUCCUGCGAAGGAGAAGCAUGCCAGAUCCCUUCCUUCUGCUCCCCAAACUGCCACGGCUGCUUCGACCGGCAGCAAAAGGCGAGCUCCUUCUUCAGGGGGCGAAGAUACUGAGGGGGAGGGACCCUCUAUGAAAAGGCCUAAGAGGGAUGUGAUGGUGACUCAGGUCGACCUGCUCCUUCAAAAGUAUGGGGCCGAUGCUACUGUGCGUUGUCCUGCCGUCGCCCAUGACAUCUUCCGGGGUUCCUGCUGCCCUUCGGACGUUGACUAUUAUUUGAAGAGGCCGGACAACGUACUGAUGGACGAUUGUUUUUCCAACCUGGCAAAGGUUGCUUAUGCCAUCCGUCAAUACCGCUCCAACCGUCUUAACGACGAUGAGAUGCAGGUAAAGUUAAAGACGGAGUACAAGCUGCUGAAGGGAAAGUAUGACUCCCUUCGCAGCGAACAUGGCGGGUGCACUCAGAAGCUGGACUCUCUUCGUGCUGAUGUGGAUAGAUUAUCCAGAGAGAGGGAGAGUGCUGUGAAGCAGCAGCGUGUGCUGUCUGAUGAGGUCGCCCGCCUUAAGAAGGAAAAUAAAAAUCUGGCGGCAGAGGUGGUGUUGAAAAGUACUGAUUAUGACGAUCUCAAGAAGGAGUUCGACACCACCGUCACGGCCCUUAACGAUAAAGUCUCAGUUGCUGAGAAGAGGCUUUAUUUGAAGCGAGGCAGGCUGAUUCGUGAGAAGGAGAGGCGUCGCCGUAACACCGCCCAGCUAGCCAAUGAUCUGACUGACUUCACUGAAGCCAUUGUGGGUACCUACUUGGAGCGUCAUCCUGAUGGGGACGUUGAGUUCUUAUAUGGCUUUCCCGAAGGGGUUAACAGUGAGAGUGAGCCAGAUUCUCCCCAAGACUUGUUUGUCUCCAUCAAGUCUGAAAAUGGUGGAGGUGCUGCUGAGGUUGCCGAACAGUCUGCCCCGGGGGUCCAGGAACCUGCCAAGGCUGGCGAGAAGCCUCUUGUUCCCGGUUUGGGAGGUAGUCCUGAGGAGAAGGACUUCGGCUUGCUUAUAUCUUCGGAGCGGCCUUUUGCUGCUCUGGACUUAUUGGAUCGGCCUUCUGAUCUGGAGUCUAUCCUUCCGGGGUCCGAUCCUCUUAGUCUUGCCGAUGUCCCUUCUCCCACCCGUUCUGGCAACAUUCGUGUCGAUGCUUCUUCUUCAGCCAGGCGGGAUUCGCAGGAGGGGCUAUCUGUCCCAAAUAUUUUGGAGGGGAACAAAGAGGCUGCCCCGGAGAAGGUUGAGCCAGAGAUCAUCAAGCUUUAGAUUCCUCUUUUUUGUUUUUGUAUAGGAAGAAUUUUCCUUUCUUUUUUUUUUUUGUUAUGUACUUUGUACAUUUGUAUAUUUUCUUUUGUUAGGAAUUUUAUUUUCCUUUGUAAUUUUUGUGAGGCAUUUGUCCUCUUUUAAAUAUAUAUCUUUUCUUUUUU